AUGCCAUCCAAGCGUCGCAACAAUGGCCGCUCCAAGCACGGACGCGGACACACAGCUAUUGUCCGCUGCUCCAACUGCGCACGCUGCGUGCCCAAGGACAAGGCCAUCAAGCGCUUUCAGGUGAGGAACAUGGUGGAUGCGUCAUCGCAGCGUGACCUUCGUGAGGCGAGCGUGUACUCAAGCUUCAUGCUGCCGAAGCUUUACAUGAAAAUGCUGUACUGCGUCUCCUGCGCAAUCCACGGACGAGUCGUUAGAGUGCGGAACAAGGUGCUUCGCGCCAGCCCAGAAGGUCGUGUGUACAAGCCACCGCAGAAGGGAGGUGGCAAGGGCAACUGA
Symbiodinium sp. CCMP2456 is the source of this 336-nucleotide messenger RNA. The record is from the annotation of a GenBank genome assembly. NCBI's taxonomy places the organism in Eukaryota, Dinophyceae, Suessiales, Symbiodiniaceae.